Messenger RNA from Ictidomys tridecemlineatus (thirteen-lined ground squirrel), 9028 nucleotides. RefSeq names its product sushi, nidogen and EGF like domains 1 (gene Sned1). Lineage: Eukaryota; Metazoa; Chordata; Mammalia; Rodentia; Sciuridae. Gene Ontology annotation, biological process: cell-matrix adhesion; Notch signaling pathway. Gene Ontology annotation, molecular function: Notch binding; calcium ion binding. The record is from RefSeq and is a predicted model, not a curated record.
CCUUCUCCGCGGAGCGCGCGCGGGCUGCGGAGCCCACCGACAGCGCGGCUGGCCAGUCCCUGUGCGGCCACCUGCCCGAGCCCGCGAGGACCGCGCGUCCCGCUCGCAGACCUGGCGAUGCGGAGCGGCGCCGCCUGGGCGCUGCUGCUGGCUGCGGCGCUGGGGCUCUGGGCGCACGGGGUGCGCGGCGCCGUGGCCCUCGCCGACUUCUACCCGUUCGGCGCCGAGCGCGGCGACGCCGUCACCCCAAAGCAGGACGACGGCGGCUCGGGGCUGCGGCCGCUGUCGGUGCCCUUCCCGUUCUUCGGCGCCGAGCACUCCGGACUCUACGUGAACAACAACGGCAUCAUCUCCUUCCUCAAGGAGGUCUCCCAGUUCACCCCCGUGGCCUUCCCGAUCGCCAAGGACCGCUGCGUGGUGGCCGCCUUCUGGGCAGAUGUGGACAACAGGCGUGCAGGUGACGUCUACUACCGGGAGGCCACGGACCCAGCCACGCUGCACAGAGCCACGGAGGACAUCAGACGCUACUUCCCCGAGAGCCCAGACUUCUCUGCCACCUGGGUCUUUGUCGCCACAUGGUACCGAGUGACCUUCUUUGGAGGCAGCUCUUCUUCUCCUGUCAAUACGUUCCAGACAGUGCUGGUCACCAACGGCAAGUCCUCCUUCACCAUCUUCAACUACGAGUCCAUCUCAUGGACCACAGGCACUCAUGCCAGCAGUGGGGGCAACUCUGCUGGCCUGGGGGGCAUCGCAGCCCAGGCAGGCUUCAAUGCGGGCGAUGGGCGGCGCUACUUCAACAUCCCUGGCUCGCGCACCGCGGACAUGGCAGAGGUGGAGACCACCACCAACGUGGGUGUGCCCGGGCGCUGGGCGUUCAGAAUCGAUGAUGCCCAGGUGCGCGUGGGGGGCUGCGGCCAUACAACCUCUGUGUGCCUGGCCCUGCGCCCGUGCCUCAACGGCGGCAAGUGCAUCGAUGACUGUGUCACCGGCAACCCCUCGUACACGUGCUCCUGCCUCGCAGGCUUCACAGGGCGGAGGUGCCACCUGGAUGUGAACGAGUGUGCUUCACACCCGUGUCAGAACGGCGGGACCUGCACCAAUGGUGUCAACAGCUUCAGUUGUGAAUGCCCAGCUGGCUUCAGGGGACCCACCUGUGAGUCGGCCCUAUCCCCAUGUGACAGCACAGAGUGUCAAAAUGGCGGCCAGUGCCAGGCGGAGAGUGGUUCUGCCGUGUGUGUGUGCCAGGCCGGGUACACGGGGGCCACCUGCGAGACGGAUGUGGACGAGUGUGGCUCUGACCCCUGCCUAAACGGAGGGUCAUGUGUCGACCUGGUGGGGAACUACACCUGCGUGUGUGUGGAGCCCUUCGAGGGAGCUCGCUGCGAGACAGGAAGCCACUCAGUGCCUGAUGCCUGCCUCUCUGCCCCCUGCCAGAACGGGGGCACCUGUGUGGAUGCGGACCAGGGCUACGUGUGCGAGUGCCCAGAAGGCUUCAUGGGCCUGAACUGCACAGAGAGAAUCCCCAGUGACUGUGAGUGCCGCAACGGAGGCAGGUGCCUGGGUACCAACACUACCUUCUGCCAGUGCCCCCCAGGGUUCUUUGGACUCCUGUGUGAAUUUGAAGUCACAGCCACACCCUGCAACAUGAACACCCAGUGCCCAGACGGAGGCUACUGCAUGGAGUACGGUGGGAGCUACCUGUGUGUCUGCCACACAGGCCACAAUGUCACCCACGCCCUGCCAUCGCCCUGCGACUCAGACCCUUGCUUCAAUGGAGGUUCCUGUGACUCCCACGACGACUCCUACACGUGCGAGUGCCCGCGCGGGUUCCACGGCCGGCACUGCGAGAAAGCCCGGCCACACCUGUGCAGCUCAGGGCCCUGUCGGAAUGGGGGCACGUGCAAGGAGUCAGGUGGCGAAUACCACUGCAGCUGCCCCUACCGCUUCACCGGGAGGCACUGUGAGAUCGGGAAACCAGACUCCUGUGCCUCCGGCCCCUGUCACAACGGUGGUACCUGCUUCCACUACAUUGGCAAAUACAAGUGUGACUGUCCCCCAGGCUUCUCCGGGCGGCACUGUGAGAUAGCCCCCUCCCCCUGCUUCCGGAGCCCAUGUGUAAAUGGGGGCACCUGUGAGGAUCUAGGCACGGAUUUCUCCUGUCACUGCCAAGCAGGGUACACAGGACACCGGUGCCAGGCAGAGGUGGACUGUGGCCGCCCAGAAGAGGUGAAGCAUGCCACCAUGCGCUUCAAUGGGACUCGCCCGGGCUCGGUGGCUUUGUACACCUGUGACCAUGGCUACAGCCUGAGUGCCCCCAGCCACACCAGCAUCUGCUUGCCGCAAGGUGUCUGGAGUCAGCUCCCCCAGUGCUUAGAAGUGGACGAGUGUCGGUCUCAGCCAUGCCUGCACGGGGGCUCCUGCCAGAACCACGCAGCCGGGUACCUGUGCCUCUGCAGCAGAGGCUAUGAGGGAGCCCACUGUGAACUGGAGGUGGAUGCCUGUGCCUCCAGCCCCUGCCAGCACGGAGGGAGGUGUGAGAACGGCGGUGGGGCCUACCUGUGCGUCUGCCCCGAGGGCUUCUUCGGUUACCACUGUGAGACAGUGAGUGACCCCUGCUUCUCUAGCCCCUGUGGGGGCCGCGGCUACUGCUUGGCCAUCAAUGGGUCCCACAGCUGCACCUGCAAAGUGGGUUUCACAGGCAAGGACUGUGCCAAAGAGCUCCUUCCACCAACAGCCCUCAGGGUGGAGAGAGUGGAGGAGAGUGGGGUCUCCAUCUCCUGGAGCCCACCCGAGGGCCCUGCCACCAGGCAGGUGCUCGAUGGCUAUGCGGUCACUUACGUCUCCUCCGACGGCUCCUACCGCCGCACGGACUUUGUGGACAGGAGCCGCUCCUCCCACCAGCUGAGGGCUCUGGCGGCAGGCCGGGCCUACAACAUCUCCGUCUUCUCCGUCAAGCGCAACACCAACAACAAGAACGACAUCAGCAGGCCUGCAGCCCUGCUCACCCGCACACGCCCCCGCCCCAUUGAGGACAUAGAGGUCACCAACGUGUCAGCUGAUGCCAUCUCAGUGAGGUGGGCUCUGCACAGGAUCCAUCAUGCCACCGUCAGUGGAAUUCGAGUGUCCAUUCUCCACCCUGAGGCCACCGAGGCCCAAUCCACCGAGGUGGACAAGAGCGUGGACCGACUCACAUUUGGGGCCCUGCUGCCAGGAAGGAGAUACACCGUGUGGGUGGCCACCCUCAGUGGGCCUGGGGGAGCAGAGCAGCCUACAGAGAGUCUGGCCUCAGGGCCACUGCAUGUGUGGACACGUCCCCUGCCUCCAGCAAACCUCACCGCUUCCCGAGUCACAGCCACCUCUGCCCAUGUACUCUGGGACACGCCCACUCCAGGCACGUUGCUGGAGGCAUAUGUCAUCAACGUGACCACAGGCCAGAGCACCAAGAGCCGCUACGUCCCCAACGGGAAGCUGGUGUCCUACACCGUUCGGGAUCUGCUGCCAGGGCGGCGGUACCAGCUCUCGGUGACGGCCGUGCAGAGCAGCGAGCAGGGCCAGCUGCAUAGCGAGCCCGCACACCUCUACAUCAUCACGUCCCCCAGAGAUGGCACUGACAGACGCUGGCACCAGGGAGGACAUCACCCACGGGUGCUCAGAAACAGACCGCCCCCGGUGCACCUGCCAGAGCUGCGUCUGCUCCACACCCACGGCGCCCCCGGAACACCAACCCCGCCCCCGAGCUUCUCGGAGCUUGUGGACGGAAGAAGAAGAGUAAGUGCCAGGUUCGGGGUCCUGCCCAGCACCUCAGCCACCGAGAGACCACAACCCACAACCCCAGUGCCACUCGGGAACACAGAAGAGGCCCCCCAGCAGACCCACGUGGUCCUCCAGCUCCCCAAAGACAGCGACAAGGAUGCUGAAAGCGCCCCUGAGAGCUGCUCAGAAGGUGCCUGUCAGAAUGGAGGCACCUGUGUGCCAGGUGUGGAUGCCCACCACUGUGACUGCGGGCCAGGCUUUAAAGGCAGGCGCUGUGAGCUUGCCUGUAAAAAGGUGCCCCGCCCCUGCACUCGACUGUUCUCGGAGACAAAGUCCUUUCCAGUCUGGGAGGGAGCCGUCUGCCACCACGUGUACAAAAGAGUCUACAAAGUUCACCAAGAUGUCUGCUUCAAAGAGCACUGUGAGAGUACCAGCCUCAAGAAGCCCCAUACAGUUGUUUCAGGAAACAAAGUAACCGUCAAACACUGAAGAAACAAAAGGUACCAUUCCCCUGUGCCCUGAGAGCUGCUGGGAAGAGGGAGAGGAGCCCGCCUACCCUGGGCCUCUGGGAGCGCGGCCACUCCCUAGGCCCUGCUAAACCUCAGGCCAGGUGGCUUCAGGAUGCCCUGACUCAGGCCUCCCAGCAGACCCAGACUCAUCUCCAGGAGGAAGUGAGGCUCUGGGCUGAGGGCAUAUCCUACCUUCUCUCAAGGGAACAUGGAGCAGCUGCCACAGGGGCUCACAGAAAGCUGGAAGACCACCCGGCACCGGGAGGGAGGAGACCGCAUGGAGGGAGGGCCUGAGGUGCUGAGGAAUUCUGGGGAAACCCCAGAAUGGUAUUAUACUGGAAGCUAAAAUGGAGGCCUUAGUCAAGAAACAUUUGGCAAAUCCUGAAGACGGUCUCCGACCAGGAUGGUCACAUGAGACACUGGAAUUCUAAGCAUCGUGAACUCUGGGAUGGGAGAAAUUUUACCUUUGUUCAAUCCAGUAUUACCCAAACUCUUUUGGCAAACAAAUCCCACCCAACCCCUGUCUCCCUCCACGCCACUCUGCUGGUUCUUACGGAGCACUGACACUCUUCACAACACUGUGGAGACACCGGGCCACACGACGAGACCCCAUGAAGCUCUCAGCUCCACCUCUCCAGGAGCCCACAGAGCCUGCCUUCCUAGCACUGGGGGACAGGGCGGCUCUGUGGUCAUGGGCCCUUUCAGGUCCUGACUUCUGGGCUGAGAAAACAGAACGUCUAAAAAGCCAAGGAACAUUCCAGCUGGCUCACACAUUGAGGGAAAGACAAGCUCCCCCGGGCCCCCAGGAGACCUCGAAAGCAGCAGGGUCCCAUCUCAAAUGGGACUUCUCUCUGCAAAAGCAGCCGACAGUGCUGGGCUCCUUCCACUCUGGGCACCACCUCCCCUGCUGACUCUGCCUCUAAGGACACACAGACAGACAGUGGAGGGCUUGCAGGCGGUCCAACCCUGGUGAGGUCAAGAGCCCACAUACACCUUCUGGGUGGGAAAUAUCUGCAUGGCAGUAAGUCUCCUGAAAUAUUAUGCAUCUUUUUAAAAGCUCACCUAGCAAACCCAUUUCCAUAGAAACAAAUGAGAAACCCCCAGCUAAUGAUGGAUCACCAGCUGUGGAGCACACCUGUUCUUACCACACGCUGGGGCAAACACAAGCAGGAAACAGGAGCACACCACUCAGAGGCCACCAGGAACCACAUGGAGACUCCUUCAACACAGAGCAGUCUGGUCGGUGCCCUGUGGAGGUGGGUGGAGGGGCAGCCACCUGCUGGUGCCAGUCUAAGAACCCAGUGCCCGCUCAGGUUCCCAGGGUGGGCACAGGUCCUCCCCCACUCCAGGCCCUGCCUCCCUGCACUCAGGCCAGGCUUGGGCUCAAAGGGCAGCAGGGAGGGCAUGCCUGGUGCUCUUCUCAUGUCUAGAUCUGUUGAUCCUUCAAAGGACUCGGGACGAGCUCACUGCACUCCACCCACCUUAGGAUUUUCCAAAACCUAGGAAGAUGAGCUCUAAUAACUGGAUUGAAAAGCAUACAGAAACAAGGCCCUGGAUGGGUCAGUUCCCUUUGUGACCUCUGGCCUCAGGCCUCUAGAAAACAGAUGGCCAGGCCUGUACACACAUCAGCCCCCAAGAGUCACUGAAGCACCUACGAUCUAGCGCAGGGUAUGGCAUCCCUGAGCAUGGUCUAUCCUCCACACAGCUGGCCUAGCGGGGCCGUUAACAUCACUUCCGCAGUGCUUAGAAACCAGCCCUCAGAUUCCAGUGUGAGAAAGGUCUCCCGAACCAGGAGGAGGACAGACUUCUACCACAGACGUGGGCAGUGGGGAAGUGGAGACAAGGUGAAUCCUCCUACCUGCUGCACAUCAUUCAUGCUGUACAUGGUCCAUGCAUUUGGAGGUGGAAGUGUUCAAUACUACUAAAAUGGAGCUUGGACAGUUUCAGGCUGCACCGUGAUGGCAGACUCCUUGUGCAGGGCAGUGAAUGCUUCUGGCUUGCAGAUCAGAGGCUCUGUGGCCACUGCUCAGCUCUGCCCCUGCAGCAUAGCCAUGGAUGUGCAGCUGAAUGUGCGUGGCUGUGCUUCCCUGAAGCUCCACUCAAAAGAAUAGUCACAGGGUGGACCUCUGAUCUGUGAGGUCACCUAGGCUUUGGCCUCAUGUAGUGGAAGCCAUCCCCUGGGUGACAAGUCACCACCAAGGCUCCAAAGACCCACAGAAGACUUACACAGAAAAAAAAAAAAAAACCCUCCUCAGAAAGCCAAGGCACACCACCUUGAAGCAGCAAGGUCUUCUCGCCAGUCUGAAGGUAACAGAGGAACGCUCUGGGCAGGCUGGGCGAGACCACAUGCAGGGGUCCUUUUAGUUCAUGACCAGAGCAGACCUCUGGGGCCUCCAGGUAGAAACACAGCCUACCACACAUCAUAGAGCACGUGUGCGCCCAGCACCGCCCCACACAGCUGUCUUCUCCCUGCAGUGUGGGCACAACUGGAGCAGUCAGGCCCCCUUUCUCAGUGGAGGACUGCCACUGACACAACCAGAAAUGGAGCACAGUCACAUCAUGGCAGAGGCCUCCUUCCUCCUGGGGUCUAUCAAAGCAUUCUUUGAAGAGGUGCAUUUUAGAUUUAACUGAAAAGUGUGCACAGCUGUGCACUAUGAAGUUUGCUGUUUUCAGAAGGGAGGAAGAAUGAUUCAAGAAAAACCCUACUGUGCCCUGCAAACAUCCAAGGACAAAUGGCCCCAGACACAGUUAGUCAGAAGCCAGUCCACAGACAUGCAGGCUGACCUCCACUGCAGCACCAGGCCCAUCACUGUCCCUCUACAUGACACCCCAGAUCAUUAGGAAAUAGUAGGACCAAGGUCACCCCACUAUAGGAGAUGAGACUUUCUCCACCACCCUGAAGACCAAGACCCUUAGCCCCCAGCCAGCCAUGACCUGGACCCGGGUGUUAGCUCAGAGUCUUUGUUUCAACAAGAGACAGAGCAGGAUGCUGUGCUGUCACGCUGUCAACCCACAUUGAGGCCACACAGGUGGAGUGUCUGGUAAAAGAAUUUACCAGACUGUGUCUGGGUUACAGUCCACCCAGACAUCCCAGGGAGUGGCCACUGCUAUUCUAAAAUGUCCUUCUUAAGACUAACAUCUUCCUCAGAAACACUUCAAGUCCAUCUCAGCAAAGGUCACAUGGGACCAGAACAAGGAAAUCCAAAUGCCAAGGUCACCGUCUGCCACCAGCAGUUGGGAUAAGUGGCCCUCUAACCACACUCAGGCCACCGUCUGCCACCAGCACUUGGGAUGAGUGGCCCUCUAACCACACUCAGGCCACCGUCUGCCACCAGCACUUGGGAUGAGUGGCCCUCUAAUCACACUCAGGCCACCGUCUGCCACCAGCACUGGGGAUCAGCGGCCCAUCUAAUCAUGCUAGGCUUAGGAUUCUUCUCAGCUCUCAUGGGGCCCAAAAAAGUGAUGGUCACUGGAUAACACAAAGUGAAGAGCAGUGAGCACCUGCACUCCCCGUCCACCCACAGCCACAGACAGCCCUCUACCCACUGCCUUCACUCAUGUGCUCCCUGUGGAGACCCAUAGGCCAGGGCCAGCUGACCAGGCCCUGCACCUUCCCUAGCAGGACCUCCUCCACUAGCAGCUACUGCUUUUCUUUGCAGUCCAACCCCGUGGUGCGUGGAGAGCACGGGCUCCUCCACACCUCAGCACUGGACCCCCACAACCCAGCCUAGGCCUGCCACGACCCCACUCUGAAGGAGGAACACAGCCUGGUCACUCACCUCCUGCAGUCCUCACAGACAGCUAGCUGCACUCUGCUCAGCCAGGCUGCAGCAGGGUUCUGAGCCUUGGCACUGACACCUGGGGCUGACCACGAGUGUGGGGCUCCCUGUAUGUCAGGGUGUUCUGCAGCAUCCCUGGCCUCUGUCCAUAGAUCCUAGCAGCACCCUACACCAGGGUCAUGGCAACCAGUAUGUCUCCCAAGACUUCCAGCUGUCCUAAGGAUCAAGGUCACCGCCAGGUGAACACUGUGGCCUUGAAGGAUUCUCACAUACAUGAGAAGAACGAGGCCAAGCAUCAGAGGGGUGUCAUGUGACUAAUCAAAUGCCACCAAGCAGACCCAAGGUGCUUUCUGUAGCACCAGUCCUCGCAGUACCCUUAGGAAAAGCAACAGAGAACCUUCUAGGAGGCCCUAGUCCUCUGGGCCCUCUGAACACUCGCACCAUCAAUGCCAGGCUUCUACCUCAGAGUUUGCCUCACCCCAUUUCCAGCAUGUCACACUGCUCCUCACACCCCUGUUCCCCAGGGUGAUGUCCACACCCUGGGCAUUUGAGGAGCCCUCUGGAACAAAUCCACGAGCAGUCCUGGGCCUGCGCUCUUCUCCUCUGGUCCUCAGAACCUGUGGUCGCGCAGUGGGGUAUGACUGUCUAAGCCUGCUCCCCAGCCCCUCCCAAGCCAGCACUCUCCAGGCCAUCACUCUGGCAGGCAGCAUGAGCAACAGGUCAGAGAAUCAGGCCUGGAGUGACCACCAGGAGCUGGCAGAAAGCCAACAUGACUGAGCUGGAAGGACGGGUCUUCAGCGACAAGUGCUGGAGCUCUGCGGGCCUGCAGAAGCCAUGCACAAUCCCAGAACACAUCACCAGCAGCGCCUUUCAUUCUGCUAUACACUGAAUGCAACUGAGUAGCAAUGAGAUGUUUUGGAUUAAAAACAGGAGUAUUUUUAUGGAGACUUGCUACUUGUUUUCAUAAAAUAAAGUGCUAUGAUGUAC